Molecule: messenger RNA, 1092 nt
Organism: Passer domesticus (house sparrow)
Lineage: Eukaryota; Metazoa; Chordata; Aves; Passeriformes; Passeridae
Product: proline-rich protein 2-like
Exons: 5
Coding region: 324-950 (208 amino acids)
Source: RefSeq, a predicted model, not a curated record
GCCACGCCUCCCCUCGGGGUGAAACCACGCCCCGCUCGCGCGGAGCCACGCCCCGCCGCCGCGUGACGGCCGGGUCCUCCGGGCCGCCAGGGGGCGCCGCGGCGGCGGCGGCGCGCGCCGGACGCUGCGUCAGCGGCCAUGGAGCGGCGCGAGCGGGAGGCGGGAGCGGCCGGCCGCUAGACCCCCCCCGCCAUGGGCCGGCGCCCCCCGUGAGCCCCCGGCCCGGGCCCGGCCGUGCUGGCGGCGGUGGGGGGGGGGGGUGCGGCGCAGGAUUCCCCCCCCCCCCCACACAGAACCGUGGGACCCCCGAGAGAGCGGCAGCCAUGAGCGCCCCCCCGCGGUCGGAGCUGGCGGCCGCCGCCGCCGCCCUGCUGCGCCUGGGCGAGGAGCGGCCGCCCGCCGCCGCCGCCGUGAGCCUGCUGCAGCGCAAGGGACGGCCCGAGUGGCGGCCCCGCGACGAGGAGCCGCGCAAGGGGGUCCCCAAGGCGCGGGAGGGGGGGGUCCCUGCGGCGCCCGCUGCGGGUGGGCUUCCUGACGCUGCCGGCGCCGCAGGAGCGCGGCCCCCGGCCCUGCGCCCCCGGCAUGGCCCCCCCGCUCGCUCUCCUGCCACGCCGUGGGGCUCCCCGACCCGGGGGGGCCCCUGCGGCCCCCGGCGCCCCGCUCGGGACCCCCCGAGGGGCGCGGCCUGGAGGCGCCGCCCGCCAAGAGAGGGGGAGCCCCCCGGGGGGGCUGCGUGCGGCAGACCCCCGCCCCUGAAGCCGUUCGCGCAGCCCCCCAGACCCGGCUGUCCUGCGGGGCCCCCCCCGGCCGAGCCGGAGGAGCCGGUGUACAUCGAGAUGGUGGGGGACGCCCGGGGGGCGCCGUGGGGGCGACCCCCGCCGCGGGGCGGGGCCCGGGGCGGCGCCCCCCCGCCCCCGCCGAGGAGCCCGAGGCCAUUUACGAGGAGAUGAGCUGCCCCCUGCCCGGCGGGGGAGGGGCCGGGACCACGCCCCUUUCGCGGGGCACGCCCCCUUCGGCGGGCACGCCCCCUUCGGCGGCCCCGCGCCGCACUCCGGCCACGCCCCCUACAGCGGACACGCCCCUUUCUCCGGG